Molecule: messenger RNA, 2391 nt
Organism: Lycium ferocissimum
Lineage: Eukaryota; Viridiplantae; Streptophyta; Magnoliopsida; Solanales; Solanaceae
Product: protein ASPARTIC PROTEASE IN GUARD CELL 1-like
Exons: 1
Coding region: 39-1109 (356 amino acids)
Biological process (GO): proteolysis
Molecular function (GO): aspartic-type endopeptidase activity
Source: RefSeq, a predicted model, not a curated record
CCCGUGAAAAGGUUCCAAAAACGACAAGUACACAUUUCAUGUAUGGCGAGUAUGUUGCAUCUUUUACUCUCGGCACUCAGCAAAUUAAAAGUUACUUGCUAAUAGACACCGGAAGUGAUUUAGUUUGGUGGCAAUGUGGACCAUGUUGGUCAAAUAAGUGUUACAAACAAAAAUUUAGUCCUUUAUAUGUUCCAACUAAUUCCAAAACAUAUCGAAAACUCGAUUGCAUCGUAAAAAGUAGAAGUUGUUUAGUCGCGGACCCGAGUUAUGUAUGUACUCUGUUCGGUAAUCAGUGUCUCUAUGAUGUGAAAUACGGGGAUGGAGCAAGAACAAAAGGUUGGAUAGCAGACGACGUGAUUACUUUUGUUUUAGACCAAAAUCCGGUAAGGAUUAUUUUUGGAUGUGGCAAAGAUCAAUUGAGUGGAACACAUUUUAGUGGUGAAUAUUCUGGAAUUGCUGGCAUCGGACGUAGACAAAUGAGUGAUGGAUAUUCUUUACCAACACAAUUUGAGGCGGACAUCAUGUCCAUGUGUCUACCCCGAUUUUUUUCCGAAAAAGGAUCAACAAUUAGCUUCCACACAACGCCCUUCAGAAAAACAACAUCAGCACAGCUAUUACCAAGUUCCAAAUUACCUACAUUUUAUUUCGUCAACCUUUAUAAAGUUUUUAUUAACGACAAGGAAAUUCCACUAAACCCAUCAUUGUGGAAUUUUAGAAGUGAUAUGAUCGCCGGGGUCAUUGUGGAUACAGGAUCAACUUUUACCCUUUUUCCUCAAGAUUUUUAUACGGAAUUCCGUUACAUUUUCAGACAAGAAGUACGAGAUAUUCCUAUGGUUGCUCCAUCUGGACCUUUCGACACUUGUUAUAAAGCCGGUCCGAGUGCAAAAUUUCCUGUUGUGAAGUUGUACUUUGGCAGGCAAGACGCGAGUAACUUAUUGUUACUGGCACAAGAUCGGGUCUUGGUGCACAUUAGUGGGAAAUUAUGCCUGGCUUUUCACGGAUGGAACUCAUCCGUCAUAAUUUUAGGAAGUAAUCAACUCCAAGGUGUUGGAUUAACUUUUGAUACUUCAGCAAAUACUUUGUCCUUUGACUUAGAUGCAUGUGAUUGAGUGUCAAUGAAAAACAAUUAUAUGUUGCAAUCUAAGGCUGUACCUCAAUUUUGAUAGUUAGUUUUGAUUGAUUUGAUGAAGGGAUGAUUACAAAUAAUUCAGUGCAAAUUCAUCUCAAAUUCUUCACUCCAAAAGUUAGUUUAAAUUUUAAUGCCCUGAUGGCCUAAAGAUAUGCAAAUCACUUGCAGCCGCUCUGAAAUGUUUUGUUUGACUUGAACCUCGUGACGAUUCAAUCUCUCUAUAAUAGUCAUCGUUUAUAAACAUUUCACUAUAGCGGACAAGUUUAUUUGUUGCCGGUUUUCAAUUUUGUUUGGGGAGAAAGGUCAUAUUUUGUAAUGACUAUUUAUAUACAACAAUGUUGGUUCCUCAUCGAGCACAAUGCACAAUAUACAGUAUACACCAAUGCUGCUAUUAAUUAAUGAGAUGUAAAUAUAAUAUUCACCCAAAAUUAAAUAAAUAUUAAAUUUUAAAUUCGUUAUUUUAAAACUGUAAUUGGCUCAGUGGUACAAAGAACCUAAAAAUUAGAAAACAUCAAAUUUAACUCCUAAACCCCCUCUGCUAUCGCACAAUUCCUACAAAUAAUUAAAUAUAUAGCAUAACUAUUUAAAACUGAUGAUAAAAUAUCUAACAUGUAAAUUAUAAUAGAUAUUAUCAUACUAAAGAGAAGACCAUUUUAUUCACAAUUGUUCUUGGUGUAAUCAUAUUUUGAGAAUGAUGAAUAAAAGCGUCAUUACUUACACUAAAGUUCUGUUCAAAAUAACCACCCAGUGCAGGAUCCGAGUUGGAUUGAACAUAAAUUGUAUGUUUUGAUUUAUGUACACAAAUUAAUAAGAAAACAAUUUACAAAGAGUGGAUCUAAAAUUAUAUUCAAUUGACCUCUAGGCUCUAAAGUCCCAAGAAUCAUACGACACAACAAAAAGGGAAGAGUGAAUUACCUAGAGUAACUAAACAAAUUACUGAAAUAAGGAAAGAUAUUGCUACAAUAUUAUCACAAAAGAAAGAACUCUAAUUAGAGAAGAAAAAGGAUCGGAAUCUUAUUUUAAUGCAUUUACAAAUUUUCUUUGUAAAUAUAUAGAUUCCGCGUUGAAAGUAAUGGGUGCUCGAGCACCCGUUGUGGACUAUGUGGGUCUGGCCCUGGCCCGAGCCCUGCCCCAAUAGGGCUUGGGUUGGAUGGAGCACUUCCAUCAGAGUUAAGUUUGACCAUACCAGUGGCAGACUUUGAAGAUAAAAUCUAAUUAUAACAUUAUUUGGAAUUCAAAUUGAUUAAUUUUCAAAUUAAAAA